AUGGUUUUGGUUGUGACGUCACUUGGCUCUAACUUUUCUGUAGAGGGCGACGAUAUUGUUGGAGAACUAGUGCUUGAUGUGGUGCUAUUGCCACCUAUGGAUAACCUUAAAGAGCUAAUCUCUUUCUUUUCUGUGGACGACUCUAUCGUUGUUGGGUUAUUCGUGUCGUCUGGUACAACUACUUCUACAACAAUUGCGGUUUCUGUCGUAGUACUGGUACUUAUAAGGUGUUCUACUGUUUUAAACCCAGAGGUGUCGUCUACUCCCUCAGUCACACCUGGAAAUUCCUCGGGGAUAUCUGGAUUUUCAGUAGUUCUUGCUCGUUCAAAAGUUUUUGGCAAUAAAAACGUGGUUGAAAGUGCAGAUGGGGAUGUUGUUGCUGACGAAGGGGAUGGAGUGAUUGUGCUGGGUAUUUCGGACCUUUCCGGAGUGAGGGUGAUGGAUGACGCUGUGGUCGCAGAACCAGAUGAAGUAGCAACAGGGACCUUAGAUGAUUUACUGGUUUCUUCUGGAGUAGAUGGAGUGGAGCCUAUUGUUUUCGCAGUAGUCUCGGUAGGUUGUGAUGUUGUGAUGAUAGUCUCCCCGGAACCUUCCGUUUCGGAAGUGAUUGCUUCUUGGGUAGAAAGUGUUGUGGCGCCCUCACUUUCUUCGGUCAGAGUUAUUUUCACUCCGAUCGCGUCCGUGCUGGGAGAAACUGUCGCCUCGAUACCAGAUGUGCUACCAAUUUUUCCUCCUGUUGUUGCUUCUGACGGUGGACUACUUGAAUCCUCCACGCUACUUCGAAUGGAAGUGACCUCUGGAGUUCGGGUGCUGGUAGUGCUAAUGCCUGCUGUUGACACCCCUGACAAGGCAGAUGUAGUGCGUUUUUCCGAAGUAAAAGUGCCAGAAACAGCGCUUUCUGGCGAUGGCCUGAUGCUUCCCAUAACUGAGGACGUCACGCUAGUUCGUUUUUGGCUGCUGACUGUUCCGGCUGAGAGAGUCACUUCUGGGAAAGGUGUACUGGAUUUGUCCUUUGCGCUUGUCUCAGCUGUGCUGCUGAUUCCUUCUUCGCCGGGAAUUGCGCUUCUGGUAGAAGUGACUUCAGCUGUGGACAGAGUUGAACCACUAGCAGGACCUGUGGUCGUACUAUCAGUGGCACUAACUGUCGUUGAGGUAGCGCUUCCUGUGACAGAAGUUGUGCUGAUCGCUGUUGAAGAGCUUGUUGUUCCUGUCGCUGAAGUGGUGGAGGUGCUUCUAGAACCCGCUGAAGUAACAUCAGUACUGCUUUCAAAGCUACCAGAGCUAAUUGUUGACAGAGGAGGGACUCGAAAUUCCGGGGAAGAUGUGCCGGUGCUCAUCUGUGCUAACAUACUAGUACUACUAGCAGUCUCGGUCACGCCUGUUGCAGUGCUGCUCGUCAUCUCACUGAAUCCAGCGCUUGAAGUGACUGUACUGGAGCUGGUAAGUUUUGCUGUUUCUGGAGUCCGUUCCGAUGUUGUAGAAGUAGUGGUGUCGGUCCCUCCGGAUGGUGUGCUACUCAUCUCUUCACUACCACCCGUCCGCGCAGUGAUUGUGCUGGAGCCGAUUACUUCUGUUCCUUCUGAAGUUUGCUCCAACGUAGUAGAUCCAGAGGUGCCGGUAAUUCCUGGCGGUGUGCUACUUGCGUCCUCGCUGCCAACCCUUCCUGAACUUACUGUGGCUUUUGAAAAUGGCUUAGUAGUCUCUGUCCCUUCUGAAGUCUGUGCGAAUUUACUAGACCCGAUGGUGUCGGUCACUCCUGAUGGUGUGGUACUUGUCUUCUCAUUGCGACCCGUUUCCGGAGUGUCUGUGGCUUUUGAGAGGGGACCGGCAACAUCCGCUCGCUCUCGAGUGGAUGGCAGAGUAGAACCAGCAGGCACGGUCACCCCGGAUGGGGUGCUGGUGGUCUUCUCACUGACACCCGUCCUUGAACCAACUGUGGUCCGUGAGGAAGGACCGGUAACGCCUGUUCCUUCUAAAGUUGUACCAGUUACUUCACCUUCAGAAGUUGGUAUGAUGGUGGUAAGGUUCAAUGAAAUUGGUCUUAUCGUGGUAGUCCUGGCGGAACUACCUGUUGUUGAGGUAGAUGCAAUUUCCGAGGAAGUCGUGCUAAUGGAACUAGUUCCAAACUCUCCUGGCGACACCGAAGUGAUACGUGUAGCUUCAGCGCUUCCUGUACUAGGCUUGGUCACACCCGUUGGAAAAGUGCUUGUGGCACCGAUUCCUGAUGUUGAUUUCGAACUUGAGCCUUGUGCUCCUUCAGUGCUGGGGGUGAUUGUCACUUCCGAUGCAGGUACCACAGUGCUUUGUUCUCCUGUGGUUGUUGCGGUUUGUUCCUCUGGACCGGGUGUCCUGGUAGGGAGUACGCUAAUGCCCGAAGUGCUCGUGGAUGACGCUGUGAGUGGUGUCGUGUCAGAUUUGCCUCCAACGGUAGAACUCUCUAUUGAGCUCACUGUGGUGAGGAUGGUGCCAGAAGACGAUGACAUAGUUGUGCUAAUCCCUUCUACGUUAGAACUCUCAGAUGGGAUUGCUGUGCUUGUGACAGACGACACAUUGAACGAUGAUGUUGGCUGUGGUGAUAAAGUCGUGCCGGUGCUGGAUGGUUCACCUUCAGUGGUUGAUAGUGUGUCCGCUGGUUGA
This is a messenger RNA of Cylicostephanus goldi, 2637 nucleotides long. The record is from the annotation of a GenBank genome assembly. NCBI's taxonomy places the organism in Eukaryota, Metazoa, Nematoda, Chromadorea, Rhabditida, Strongylidae.